AUGGCGUGGCCGUGCAUCACACGGGCCUGCUGCAUCGCCCGUUUCUGGAACCAGUUGGACAAGGCGGACAUAGCGGUGCCGCUGGUUUUCACUAAGUACUCGGAGGCCACCGAAAACCCGGGCGCCCUACCGCAGCCGCCACCGCCACAACAGCAGCAGACUCGGCCCCCCUCGGCGCGCGCGGUCGCCAUAGAGACGCAGCCGGCCCUAGGCGAGUUGGAUGCAGUUGCCCGGGCAACAGGGCCAGCGCCCGGGCCUAGCGGCGAACGUGAGGCGGCGGCGGCUGCCUCCGCCCGAAGUGGGCUGGGCCCCGGCGCGGGUUCCGGCUCCACCCCCAGGGCAGGCCCCGCGGACUCGGUGAUGCGGCAAGAUUACCGCGCCUGGAAAGUGCAGCGGCCUGAGCCUAGCUGCCGGCCGCGCAGCGAGUACCAGCCUUCGGACGCGCCCUUUGAGCGGGAGACCCAGUAUCAGAAGGACUUCCGUGCCUGGCCGCUGCCGCGCCGCGGGGACCACCCGUGGAUCCCCAAACCGGUGCAGAUCCCCUCGUCAUCUCAGACUACCGCGCCUAUUCUAGGGGCGCCCAAACGCCGGCCGCAGAGCCAGGAGCGUUGGCCGGUGACCACCGCCGCCGAAGCCAUGGAGCAGGACGCCCCAGGAGGAACCGGUGUCCUGGCGGCCGGAAAGGCGUCUGGUGCAGAUGAGCGCGACACUCGCAGGAAGGCGGGGCCCCCCUGGAUGGUGCAUCGCUCCGAGGGGCACGAGCAGACGCCGCUGCCAGCUGCCCAGGCCACUGGCCCAGAGGGUGGCAAGGGGCGCGCAGCUGCAGAUGCCCUCAACCGGCAAAUCCGCGAGGAGGUGACCAGUACAGUGAGCAGCUCCUACAGGAAUGAAUUCAGAGCAUGGACAGACGUCAAGCCUGUGAAACCAAUAAAAGCCAAGCCUCAGUACAAGCCCCCAGAUGACAAAAUGGCUCAUGAGACCAGCUACAGCGCCCAGUUCAAGGGGGAGGCCAAUAAGCCAACAGCAGCUGACAAUAAGCUCAUGGAGCGCAGAAGAAUACGCAGCCUCUAUAGCGAACCUUUCAAGGAACCCUCAAAGGUGGAGAAACCUAGUGUUCAGAGUUCCAAACCAAAAAAGACCUCAGCGAGCCAUAAGCCCCCGAGGAAGGCCAAAGACAAGCAGGUGGCGUCGGGCCAGGCUGCCAAGAAAAAGAGCACGGAGAGUCCCAGUGCCACCAAGCCCGACGACAAGGAGCAAAGCAAAGAGAUGAACAAUAAACUGGCUGAGGCUAAAGAGAGCCCAGUCCAACCUGCCGGAGAGACACAUAAGAAACAAGGUCCUGUAGCCACAGAGGCAGACAAGGAUCAAGGUCCUGUGGUCCCAGGGCUGCUGAAAGGUCAAGGCCCUGUGGUCCAAGAGCCUCUGAAGGAUAAAGGUCCUGUGGUCCCAGAACCUCCAAAGGAUCAAGGUCCUAUAGUCCCAGGACCUCCAAAGGAUGAAGGUCCUGCGGUACCAGGAUCCCUGAAAGAUCAAAGUCCUGUGGUCCCAGAACCUCCCAAGGAUCUAGGUUCCAUGGUCCCAGAACCAGCCAAGGACCAAGGUCCCUUGAUCCCAGAGCCUGUGAAGAAACAAAGUCCUAUGGUUCCAGCUAAAGUUUUAGAUCAAGGUUCCAUGGUACCAGCAUUUCUGAAGGAUCAAAGUCCUGUGGUCCCAGCACCUGCUAAGGAUGCAGAUCCCUUGGUCCCGGAGCAUCAGAAGGAUCAAAGUGCCAUGGUCACAGCACCUAUAAAGAGUGAAGGUCCUGUGGUCUCUGGGCCUGGAAAGAGUCAAAGUUUAGCAGCCCCAGAGCCAGUCAAGGGUCAAGAUGUAGUGGUCACUGAGCAUCUGAAGGGUCGUGAUUCUGUGAUUAUGUCACCUGUAAAGGAUCAAGGCCCUGUGUUCCAUGAGUUUAUGAAGUACCAAGACCCUAUUAUCCCAGCGCUAGCCAAGGAUCAAGGUCUUAUGGUCUCAGAGCCUCCAAAGAGUCAAGUCCCCAUGGUCACUGAGCCUGUGAAGAAGCAAAUUCCUAUAACCCAGGUGCCUCUGAAGGAUCAAGAUCCUCUGGUGCCAGCACCAGAAAAGGACCCAGGUCCUACGGUUCCUGAGCCUCUGAAGACUCAAGGCCCCAGGGGCCCUCAGCUGCCCACCAUCUCACCUCCACCCCCUGUCACGAUCCCAACUGUCCCUCAUGCAGAAUAUAUUGAAGGGUCCCCUCGAUGCCCCUCCCCUUGAUGUGCCAUCAAAGGAGCUGGCAGUGGAAGGGCUCCUCCCCGGGGCGGGGAAAACACAGUUAAUCUGCAUGAAACGUGCUGUAUAGUCUU
This is a messenger RNA of Urocitellus parryii (Arctic ground squirrel), 2360 nucleotides long. The record is from RefSeq and is a predicted model, not a curated record. NCBI's taxonomy places the organism in Eukaryota, Metazoa, Chordata, Mammalia, Rodentia, Sciuridae.